AUGUUUUCUUUACUUUUACUUUUCAUUUCUCUCAGUGUUUCCACAACAGUUGUUUUAAAUAAACAGACAUCUUACUUUGUUGCAUAUGUCCCCGACACAUGUUACUUUAGAAACAACUUUCAAGCAGCUCAAAAAGUUGUUAAGAAACAAGGAGAAACUAAAUACACUCUUCAAUAUGCUGUAUCAUGUGAUGUUUCUUCGUGGUCAGAUGACAUCAAUGCGUCUUUAGAAGAAACUGAUGAUGCAUUUCUUGUAGGGUAUUAUGUUAAAUACAAUUUCUAUAAAGAUAAUGAUUGUACAACUAAAUCUCCUGGUUAUUAUAUAACCUCUUUAGGUUGUGUUAGUUUUACAGGACAUAACAUAACGAUCAAUUCUGAUAACAAGAAAGUAUACAUGACUUAUUAUGCUGAUUCAAAAUGUUCAACUUCGAUUGAUGGUAAAUCUAACAUAGAAAAGAAUUUUGGAGUGUGUGACAAUAGUAUGAGCCCUGUUAAUCAAUUUACUGCUCCAAACUUUUACAUUCAAGAAGAUUCAACAUCUUUUCAGGUUUAUGUCGAAGGAAUAUGUUACUUAGAUGAUGAUAACAAUUUCGUUGUUGUAGAAAACGACGGUUACGUUUAUGCGGGAAAUUCAUGCCAAGAAGCAUUAGCAUCGACAACCAAGUUAGAAACUAAAACAGUACAUAAAGUAACAUCUUUUCCAGAAUAUUUCUUUAGAGAAGUUAGCAGUGGAUCAAACGACUGUAACAUUAUUAGCAAUUUGGCUCUUACGACUUACCCAGAUAACUAUUAUAAAAAAGAAGGAUAUUGUAUGUCAAACUCGGCAUCUUCUGGAUUCAUUUUUAUUACAACAAAAAACGAAUUAACACAUUUUUAUUACACAGAUGCUGCAUGCAACAAGUUGGAUAAAAAUUACACUUAUCAAUACAAAACAUGUGUAUUAGACAAUAAUAAACAAUACUAA
Entamoeba invadens IP1 is the source of this 963-nucleotide messenger RNA. RefSeq lists its product as hypothetical. The coding region runs from base 1 to 963 and encodes 320 amino acids. The record is from RefSeq and is a predicted model, not a curated record. NCBI's taxonomy places the organism in Eukaryota, Evosea, Mastigamoebida, Endamoebidae. The transcript has a single exon.